AUGUCUUCCACAGAGGCUCUACAAGGCCGUGUCAUGUGGACACCGCCGGAGGGCGAGAAGCGUAUUGAUGCUUUCCGUGAGCGUAUGAACAAAGAACACAACCUGGAGAUGAAGACCUAUGCAGACUUGCACAAGUGGAGCUGCACCGACUUGUCAGCGUUCUGGCAGGGUGUAUGGGAUGAAAUGAAGGUCAAGGCGAGCAAGCCUGCCGUGGAAGUACUUCCCGAGGAAGCCCCGAUGUUCCCUCCAGCUGAAUGGUUUACUGGCGCGCGUCUGAAUUUCGCGGAGAACCUGCUGCUGCAUGGUCGUGACGAAGACGUAGCGUUCAUCGCGUGCACGGAGCGCGAGGAAGACACGCGUCGUAUGACCUAUGCGGAGCUGCGUCACAAUGUAGCCCGUGCGUCGCGUGCGCUUCGGAAGCUUGGCGUCAAGGUCGGCGACACAGUGGCGAGCUACUCGAGCAACACGCCUGAGAAUAUUAUUGCAUUCCUCGCCGCGAGUUCGUUGGGGGCUGUGUGGACCAGUGUGGCGCCGGAUUUCGGUACGGCUGGUGUGCUGGAGCGCCUGAAGACGGUGCGUCCACGUGUACUAUUCAGUGUGAAUGCCGUGCUGUACAACGGCAAGCUGCAUGACCACAUUGCCAAGCUGAACACCACAAUCGAAGGCCUCACGACGGUGGAAGCGAGCAGCGACGAGCGUGACGAGUCGGAGCCGAAAGCCAAGCGUGCACGUCUACAUGGCAAUGAGACACUUCUGCAGCAUGUGAUUGUGGUGCCGUACAGCGGCUCGCAUCCCGAAACCAAGGAGCGCGGCAACGGCGUCGAUGGCGCAGACGACGUGCCUGGUCUGCACCGCCAGUUGUGGGACGACUUUUUGGCAAGUGGAGAUGAUGAGAGUGAUGAGAUGGAGUACGAGCAGCUCGACUUUAACCACCCGCUGUGGAUCCUGUUCUCCUCAGGCACAACAGGACAGCCGAAAGCAAUUACGCACCGUGCCGGUGGUAUGCUCUUGCAGUUCGGUAAGGAGCACCUGCUGCAUGGUGGCAUGAAGUCAGACGAUGUCUUUUUCCAGCACACGAGCACGGGUUGGAUGAUGUGGAACUGGCUCGUGGGUGGUCUGUUAAGUGGCUGCACAUUGGUCCUCUACGAUGGCUCGCCUGUCCUUCCGGUCGGUGUGCUUUGGGAGCGUGCUGCACAGCUGGGCAUUACUGUGUUUGGCACGUCGGCUGCCUACCUAUCGGUGAUUGAACGCCGCAACUAUAUCCCCACCGAGCUCCAGGAGAAGCUCAAGGUACGCAUGAUUCUUUCCACUGGCUCGCCUCUUCGUUCGGAGCUGUAUGUGUACGCAGAAAAGCUUAUGGGCCGACCUGUGCUGGUAGGCAGUAUUACCGGUGGCACGGAUCUCUGCUCCCUGUUUGCAACGCACAAUGUCGCAUUGCCUGUGCGGGCGGGCGAGCUGCAGUGCUUCGGUCUGGGUAUGGAUAUGGACGUGUAUGACGACCAAGGCGCCUCCGUCCCUGACAUGGUCGAGGGUGACCUGGUGUGCAAGAAACCCUUCCCAGCGCAGCCUAUUGGCUUCUGGCACCAGCCGAACGAACGUUACCGUGACAGCUACUAUGUCCAGUACCCUGGCGUGUGGUACCAUGGCGACUUGGUUAUGCGCUCGCCACACCAGGGCUUGAUUAUGCUAGGCCGUUCUGACGGUAUUCUGAACCCAAGUGGUAUCCGCUUCGGCAGCGCUGACAUUUAUGAGGUGCUGGAGUCGUCGGAGGCGACAGCGGAAGGCAACCCAUGCAGCAAAAUCUCAGACUCGCUGGUCGUCGCGCUAAAGACGCCGGCCAAAGACGACGAGGUGGUAGUCCUCUUCCUUGUCGUGGGUGAGGAUGGCCACUGGGAGUGGAUCGUGAACGAGGUCAAGCGCUUGAUCCGCAAGCAGCGCAGCGCUCGUCACGUUCCUGCGUUUGUGCGGCGCGUGCAUGGCUGCCCGAAGACGCUGAACGGGAAGCGUGUCGAGGUGCCUGUAAAGAAAUUAAUCAAUGGCGCACCGAUCAGCACCAUCAACCAGUCGACACUUCUCAACCCGGAAGUGCUUCCAGAACGGCGUCGGAACUCGUCACCAAGCAACUACUACAUCGGCAUGUUUCGUGGUGGUCGUGGCGGCGGUCGCGGCGGCGGUUUUAGUGGCCGCGGCGGUCGUGGUGGUAUGGCCAAUGUAGGUCCGCCUGCGAGCGUUGUCCCCUUCGGCAAGUUUGUGCAUGCUGUGGAAGGUGAAAUGUUCUGUGCUAGCACGGAUCCCAAGCAUGUGCCCUACUUUAACGCACCGAUUUUCCUGGAAAACAAGUCACAAAUCGGAAAGGUCGACGAAAUUCUUGGCCCAAUAAACGAAGUGUACUUCACGGUGAAGACGGAGCCUGGUGUCGUUGCGUCGUCGUUCAAGGUAGAAGACACAGUGUACAUUGCGGAAGACCGUGUGCUUCCGAUUGAGCGCUUCCUUCCUAAGCCCAAGACGGUCGUAAAGGGUGGGAAAAAGCGAGGUGCGGCACGAGGUGGUGCUGGCGGUGCACGUGGUGGCCGUGGCGGCGGUCGUGGCGGUGGUCGUGGCGGCUUUGGUGCGGGCCGUGGUGGUGGUCGCGGUGGCUUCGGCGGCGGCCGUGGUGGUGGCUUUGGCGGCGGCGGUCGCGGUGGUUUUGGCGGCAGCCGUGGCGCGCCGCGGGGUGGCCGUGGUGGCUUCCGUGGUGGCCGCUAA
Molecule: messenger RNA, 2745 nt
Organism: Malassezia pachydermatis
Lineage: Eukaryota; Fungi; Basidiomycota; Malasseziomycetes; Malasseziales; Malasseziaceae
Product: acetoacetyl- synthetase
Exons: 4
Coding region: 1-2745 (914 amino acids)
Biological process (GO): pseudouridine synthesis; ribosome biogenesis
Cellular component (GO): cytosol
Molecular function (GO): acetoacetate-CoA ligase activity
Source: RefSeq, a predicted model, not a curated record